AUGGACCCUUUGACAGAUGCGUACGUCCUGAUUAUAGUUGGAAAUAUGCAUCGAAGUUUGAGUGUCGAAACGAAGACGAAUGAACUGAGGCAUUUUGGUGGUUUUGUACGGUCGAUGUCGAAGCGUUUAAUUGCUGCAAAACUGAAAUUGGAGAAAGAAUUAAUGUCGGAACUGAGCACGAUUGAUCAUCCCGAUCAAGUCACCAAUCAGCUAACAGCAAUUGCAAUACUCACCAAGUGCUCCAUCGAACAGCUUCUUGACAUUUUUCUACGGCAGAAAAUGACAGUCAAACGAGAUCUUUCCGUUGGUUCACAGUCGUUAAUCGAUAUUGUUUGGCGUAUUCGGCAUACAUUUGAAUGCGUACAACGUCUAUUCGUGAAUGGUCAAUUGACGAAUACAUUGCGUAUUUUCAGAAAUCGAAAUUGGAUUCCAAAAAUGUUGAUGGAUUACUUGAACAACGAAGCGUUAUCAUUCUCGAAGUGUUUGUUGCCUGAAAUUGAAUCAGCCAACGAGCAGUGUGCAUCUUUACAAGUUGAAACUGUCGACAGUCAAGUGCUAUUGACCAAAUGUAACAGCUUCCUUGAAAGUGUUUGCAACGAAUCGCAGUGGAUGGUGGAACAAAAGUGUGAGCUAUUCGAGGAUUCGAAAGCUCUAAUUCAGUUCUUAAAUGUUGUGCUGGAAGCCUUCCACGAGGUGUGCUGUUAG
Messenger RNA from Anisakis simplex (herring worm), 705 nucleotides. Lineage: Eukaryota; Metazoa; Nematoda; Chromadorea; Rhabditida; Anisakidae. The record is from the annotation of a GenBank genome assembly.